UCUGUGCCUCUUCGCUAUCAGAAUAGCUGCGUGAACAAAAGUGUGGAUUGAGUCUCCGGUUCGGAUUUAAACUUUACUUUUGGCCGAAUAACUCGAAGAAUGGAGUUGGGCUUAUGGAAUUAAAGCCGGGGGUGCUUGCAAUGGAGGUUUUGCUAUUGAAAUUACUGCUUUACAGUAGCCUGAUCGCGGUCCAUGGUUCUCCUCUGCUGCUCUUUGCCAACCGUCGAGAUGUGCGCCUGGUGGACGCAGAAGCCGUUCGGGCAGAGUCUUCGGUCGUCGUUAGCGACCUGGAGGACGCGGCCGCCGUGGACUUCCUGUACUCCGAGGGCCUGAUCUUCUGGACAGACGUCAGUGAGGAGGCCAUCAAGCAGACCUUCUACAACCAGUCCAGCAACUCGCUGAAAGAAACGGCUCUGGGCACGUGCACGAAAGUGGUGGUGUCUGGUCUGGAAUCCCCCGACGGCCUGGCGUGCGAUUGGCUGGGACGCAAGCUCUACUGGACGGACUCGGAGACCAACCGCAUCGAGGUGGCCAACUUGGACGGCACGUCGCGGAAGGUGCUGUUCUGGCAAGACCUGGACCAGCCUCGGGCCAUCGCCCUGGACCCGGCGCACGGGUACAUGUACUGGACGGACUGGGGCGAGGAGCCACGCAUCGAGAGGGCCGGCAUGGACGGCAGCAACCGCAAGAUCAUCGUGGAGGUGGAGAUCUACUGGCCAAACGGCCUCACCAUCGACCUGGACGAGCAGAAGAUCUACUGGGCCGACGCCAAGCUCAGCUUCAUCCACCGCGCCAACCUGGACGGCUCAGCACGGGAGACGGUGGUGGAGGGCACCCUGACCCACCCCUUCGCCCUCACCCUGUCGGACGAGACGCUGUACUGGACGGACUGGCAGACGCGCUCCAUCCACGCCUGCAACAAGCACACGGGGGACAAGCGGCGCGAGAUCCUCAACGGCAUCCACUCCCCCAUGGACAUCCAGGUCCUCGCCCAGCAGAGACAACCAAACUUUCAGACCCCGUGCCUUAACGGGAACGGCGGCUGCUCGCACCUCUGCCUGCUGUCCCCUGUGCAGCCUUUCUACAGCUGUGCCUGCCCCACAGGAGUCAAGCUGAAGGAGGACGGCAAGACGUGUAGACCAGGAGCAGAUGAAGUCUUGCUGUUGGCUCGCCGUACAGAUCUGCGUCGCAUCUCCUUGGAUCUGCCUGACUUCACAGACAUCGUACUGCAGGUGAGUGACAUUCGGCACGCCAUCGCCAUCGACUACGACCCCGUGGACGGCUACGUGUACUGGACAGACGACGACGUCAAGGCCAUCCGGCGGGCGCGCAUUGACGGCAGCGAGGCCCAGACGCUGGUCACCGUGGAGAUCGACCACCCCGACGGCAUCGCCGUGGACUGGGUGGCCCGCAACCUGUACUGGACCGACACCGGCACGGACCGCAUCGAGGUGACGCGUCUCAACGGCACCUCGCGCCGCAUCCUGAUCUCGGAGAACCUGGAGGAGCCGCGGGCCAUUGCCCUCGACCCCGUCAACGGUUACAUGUACUGGACGGACUGGGGAGAGAAGCCCAAAAUUGAACGUGCAAACCUGGACGGAACCGAGCGCUUCAUCCUCCUGAACACCUCGUUGGGAUGGCCCAAUGGUCUAGCCAUUGACUACACGGCAGGAAAGCUGUACUGGGGUGAUGCAAAGACAGAUAAAAUUGAGGUAAUCAACGCUGACGGCACGGGCAGGAUGACCCUGCUGGAGGACAAGCUGCCGCACAUCUUCGGCUUCACCCUGCUGGGAGACUACAUCUACUGGACGGACUGGCAGCGGCGCAGCAUCGAGCGUGUGCAUAAGCACACGGCCGAGCGCGAGAUCAUCAUCGACCAGCUGCCUGACCUCAUGGGCCUCAAGGCCACCAAGGUCAUGGAGGCCACAGGCACCAAUGGCUGUGCGGAGAGCAACGGCGGCUGCAGCCACCUGUGCUUCCACCGUCCGCAGGGCCCGCGCUGUGCCUGCCCCAUGGGCCUGGAGCUGCUGAGCGACCUGCGCACCUGUGUGGUGCCCGAGGCCUUCCUGCUCUUCACCAACCGUGCUGACAUCCGCAGCAUCUCGCUGGGCACCAACAGCAACGAUGUGGCCAUCCCGCUCACCGGCGUCAAGGAGGCGUCCGCGCUGGACUUCGACGUGGCCGAGAACCGGAUCUACUGGACCGACGUCAGCACCAAGACCAUCAGCCGAGCCUUCAUGAACGGGUCGUCGGUGGAGCACGUGAUAGAGUUUGGUCUGGACUACCCCGAGGGCAUGGCCGUGGACUGGAUGGGCCGCAACGUGUACUGGGCCGACACCGGCACCAACCGCAUAGAGGUGGCCCACCUUGACGGCCAGUACCGCCAGGUCCUCGUCUGCAAAGACCUGGACAACCCGCGCUCCCUAGCGCUCGACCCAGCCAAUGGCUACAUGUACUGGACGGAGUGGGGCGGGCGUCCGCGGAUCGUCAAGGCCCACAUGGACGGCAGCAGCAUCGGCACGCUGGUGGACAAGGUGGGCCGCGCCAACGGCCUGACCAUCGACUACACGGACCAGCGCCUCUACUGGACCGACCUCGACACCUGCAUGAUCGAGUCCAGCAACAUGCUUGGCCAGGACCGCGAGAUCGUGGCGGACGACCUGCCCCACCCGUUCGGCCUGACGCAGUACAGCGACUACAUCUACUGGACGGACCUGUACCAGCGCAGCAUCGAGCGCGCCGACAAGCGCAGCGGCCUGAACCGCACCGUGGUGCAGCACCACCUGGAGUACGGCAUGGACAUCCGCGUCUUUCACAGCUCGCGGCAGGACGGCGCCAACGAGUGCUCGCAGAACAACGGCAUGUGCGCCCACCUGUGCCUGGCCUCGCCUACCGGAGCCCAGUGCCGCUGCGCCUCGCACUACACGCUCGACGUCAACGGGCGCAACUGCACCUCCCCGUCCAGCUUCCUGCUCUUCAGCCAGAAGGCGUCCAUCAGCCGCAUGGUACUGGGGGAGCAGAGUCCCGACAUCAUCCUGCCCAUCCACGUGCAGCGCAGCGUCCGCGCCAUCAGCUACGACCCGCUGGAGAGCCUCCUCUACUGGAUAGACGGCCGCGGCAACAUCAGACGCGCCCGCGAUGACGGAACACAGUCCUCAUCUGUGGUGUCGACGACGGCGUCCACAUCCCCGCACAUGGACCCGGCCAAGAAUCCGCACGACCUGAGCAUGGACCCGUACAGCCGCACCGUCUACUGGACCUGCGAGACCGUCAACACCAUCAACAUCCACCGCAUGGACGGCCGCUCGGUGGGGGUGGUGCUGCGGGACGAGGUGGACAAGCCCCGUGCCAUCGUGGUCAACGCGGAGAAAGGGUACAUGUACUUCACCACAGUGCAGGACCGCUCGGCCAAGAUUGAGGGAGCGUCUCUGGAUGGCACGGAGCGCGAGUCCCUAUUCACCACCAGCCUGAUCCGGCCCGUGGCCCUGGCCCUGGACAACAAGCUGGGCAAGCUCUUCUGGGUCGACUCGGUCCUCAAGCGCAUCGAGAGCAGCGACCUCUCAGGGGCCAAUCGUAUCGUGCUGCAGGACUUCAACAUCCUGCAGCCGGUGGGACUGACGGUGCUGGGGGAGCACCUGUACUGGAUCGACCGGCAGCAAUCGAUGAUCGAGCGCAUCGACAAGCUGACGGGCGAGAAACGCACGCGCAUCCAGGGCCGCAUCGUCUACCUCACCGGCAUCCACGCCGUGGAGGACAUCGACCCCGAGGAGUUCGGUAACCACCCUUGUUCCCGGGACAACGGUGGCUGUUCCCACAUCUGCAUUGCCAAGGGCGACGGAACCCCGCGCUGCUCCUGCCCCAUGCACCUGGUGCUGCUGCAGAACCUUCUCACUUGUGGAGAGCCCCCGACGUGUUCGUCAGAGCAGUUCACGUGCGCCACAGGUGAUAUCGACUGCAUCCCGAUGGCGUGGCGCUGCGACGGCUUCGCCGAGUGCGACGACAACAGCGAUGAGGCCAACUGCCCCGUCUGCUCGGCACUGCAGUUCCAGUGCGACAAGGGACAGUGCAUCAACGCCCAGCUGCGCUGCAACGGAGAGUUCGACUGCGCUGACAACUCGGACGAGCAGGACUGUGAAACCAUCUGCCGCCCCAACCAGUUCCGCUGCAGCAACAGCCAGUGCAUCCUGAAGAAGCAGCAGUGUGACUCCUACUCCGACUGCGAUGACAACUCAGAUGAAAUGUACUGCGAUCCGGAGAACUUCAAGCCGUCGGACCUGCCGGUGCACACCACCAGCACAGUGGUGCCGGUCAUCCUGAUCAUCCUGACGGUGUUUGUGAUGGGCGGCAUGUACUUUGUGUGCCAGCGCAUGGUGUGCCGCUGCUACAAGGGGCCCAACGGGGCCUUCCCCCAUGAGUACAUCAGCGGCACCCCACACGUACCCCUCAACUUCAUCUCUCCCUCCAACUCCCAGCAUGGGACCUUCACAGGAGGUAAAGGUAUCUCGUGUGGCAAGUCGAUGAUGAGCUCUGUGAGUCUGAUGGGCAGUAGCAGUAGUGGCGCUCCGCUCUACGACAGGAACCACGUCACCGGGGCCUCCUCAUCCAGCUCCUCCUCCACCAAGGGAGCCUUCUACCCACAGAUCCUCAACCCACCGCCCUCACCAGCCACAGACCGCUCUCUAUAUAAUGCAGAGAUCUUCUACUCCUCAAACAGUCCCUCCACUACCAGGUCAUACAGGCCGUACGUGAUGCGAGGCAUGGCCCCUCCCACCACACCGUGCAGCACGGACGUGUGCGACAGCGACUACACCAGUAGCCGCUGGAAGAGCAACAAGUACUACAUGGACCUCAACUCAGACUCUGACCCCUACCCCCCACCCCCCACCCCCCGUAGCCAGUACCUCUCUGCCGAGGAGAGCUGCCCCCCCUCGCCCUCCACCGAGCGCAGCUACUUCCACCUGUGUCCCCCGCCCCCCUCGCCCUGCACCGACUCCUCAUGACACCCAGCCAAUCCCGAGGGAGGGAGGGGGGAGGGGAGGGCAACCACAGAGGGACAAACUGAACAAAUGAACUAACUCAACUAACUAAAGCCAUCAUGUUUUGUACAUAGAUAUUUUUUGCCUGUUGUGGGUGAUUUUUAUUUUAUUUUUUUGGACAAGGAUGAAGUGCAGAUAAAGACGUCAUCCUCCACCAUCAGUCAGACUCAAUCAAUCAUGCUCAGAGUGGUUGGAAGGAGGGAUCAUGAACACAUUUGUUUUCCUUGAUGGAUUAGUUUUACAGAAGAAAACCAGCAGGCAAACAACACUGUGUGUGAGGAAUGGAAAAUCAUGGGAUAAGUGACACACAUGGACUUCAUGUUGACGUCGUCAGUCACAAGAAAGAAAGAACAAAGACAGCGUGAGUCCAUGCGCUUUGGUUGUGAAUUCCUCUGAAUUUUGAUUUUUGGGGGAAAAAAGGAAGUUGAUUCACUAGAAGUAGUGACAAGUGUUCACAACCUCCACAUGCAGAAAUGCUCUUCAUUCAGAUAUUAAAUUAUUCUUACGUCCAAAUUAAUCUAAAAUACCAAAAUGAUUUUUAAGAUAUUGUAAAUAUUUGUAAUUAAGUAUAUAUUUUUUUGUUAUGGCAACUUGUUUUGGUAUGUGAAUAUCAAAUGUAACCAAGCAUAUGCUUGAUUUAAUUUGUUUUAUUUUAAUGUUUUGUUUUUUGAGUUUACCAAAUGUGUGUUUGCUGCUAUUGUACAUAUAUCCUAUGAAUAGUGAUUACAUUUUGUUAAAAAAAAAAACUUUUUGCUUUUUGUGCAUUUGAGAAUAGCUACGAUCAUAAAAAUGUAAAAUGCGUUAUUAAUCUCACAUUUCAGAUUUGAGCUAUAUAGAACAUGAUGAGUUUUACAUGUGAAAAUCGAUCUUUCUUUGAAGGAAUCCAAAUGACUAAUUGACAUCAGUAAUGUCCACACUUGGCUUCCCACAGCCAUCAUUAAGUUUUACCAUUAAUGUUUUAAAACUGUUUGUCUGUUUGCCCCCAGGGUUAGUAGUUUUGGAUGUGCAUCCACUUCAAACCUUGCAUCUGACAGCAUUGUUGUGUAAGGAUGCGCAGUUAACCCUGUUUUUUUUUGUUUUUUUUCAUCAAACAGUUAAUUGAGCAGAGAUUGAUGAAAGGCUUUGCACUGAUAACAAUUCAUUUUAUUCUCAAACAGGCAGACAGAACAGUGUGCAAAGAUUAAUGUAUUCGUGGAGGAAGAAAAAAUCUGUGCUCUCUUAUCACACAAGCUUUUCAUUUGUCGUUGUAGUCUUUGUGGAUUCAUAAAUCUGACAUUGUUAAAGUUGCUCAGCAUACCAGCGUGGAGAAAUGGCUCCCAGUAAAAUGUACUGAACUUGUAAAAGGAUGUUCAACAGAACCUAAGCUAAUUGCCCACUAUAAGCCAGUAAUCAUGGAUGUUGACAUUAGUUUUUCCAGACUUUUUUAUCUCAAAUUUUUUAUGUGGCCAAAUCUACCAUGUGUGUGAUGGAAGAGGGAUGGAGAGUUCUCUUCCACUUUUAUGUAGGCCCUAGUCUACAAAAAGACCAUGAUUGUGUGUGUCUGGUCUGUGUCUAUCUUACCUACGUAAGGGCUGCUGGUCCUGUGUUUGUUCGUUUUAACUCUUGCCAUUGAGAGUGUGAUAUCUGAUUCACAGUUCAAGUGUUUCAAAUGUAAUCUGCAGAUUUCAGGUCGAGCAUGUGAACAAGCGUGUUCAGCCAAAAAACUAAGCACUUACGAAUAAUUUCGAGAGAGCGUCAUUUUUACGGAUAUUUUUGAUUGUAGAAGUGUGUGUGUGCGUGCGUGCGUGCGUGCGUGCGUGCGUGCGUGCGCUAGGGCCUGCGUGUGCGCGUGUUGAGAGACAGAGACAUUGAAUGACUGAAUCUGUGUGUGUGUGAGGAAGAGUAUGUGAAUGGGUGUAUAUUUUGGAGAAUAAAAAAGUCUUGUCGAUGUAGAGCCAUGUAAAAAAAAAUGUUUUCCUUUAACCAUACUUCUAUUUUAGCUGAAGCUCCUGUGCUUCCCCUAGCUAUAAUAACUAAUUAUCUCACCUGUGCAAGUACUCCAUGAAGACAUUGCUCUGUGCUGCUCCCAGGGAAUAUAGCAGAAAAAAGACUGAAUUUUGAGGUUUAAAAAAACGAAAAUGAAAACUGAAAAGGUUACUGUGUUGUGUUAAGUGACAGCAACAACCUGACAAAGUGGAUCAUUGUUAAACAAAAUGUGACUGUGUUGUUCCCAGCUUGUCUGUCCAUGGAUUGUAGCCAUCCGCCUCGCUUGUUCGGCUGUCAUAGAUAGGCUGUGGUCAGCAGAACUGUGUCUGUUGGGUACAUGAGGGACCUCAACCUCUCUGAAAUUGACCUGAGGCCGUCACCCCAUUGUCCAAGCCCUUCAGCCACCAUCAUCAUCAGUGUCCCGUGUCUUGGGUCUUUGUACAAAUGCUUAAUACGUAUGGAUGACUCAUGACAAUUUUUGUAUCAAAAGCAUUUUUAUAUAUUAAAGGUUCUAU
Molecule: messenger RNA, 7516 nt
Organism: Engraulis encrasicolus (European anchovy)
Lineage: Eukaryota; Metazoa; Chordata; Actinopteri; Clupeiformes; Engraulidae
Gene: lrp5
Product: low density lipoprotein receptor-related protein 5
Exons: 25
Coding region: 114-5000 (1628 amino acids)
Biological process (GO): canonical Wnt signaling pathway
Molecular function (GO): Wnt-protein binding; Wnt receptor activity
Source: RefSeq, a predicted model, not a curated record